Molecule: messenger RNA, 1370 nt
Organism: Centropristis striata (black sea bass)
Lineage: Eukaryota; Metazoa; Chordata; Actinopteri; Perciformes; Serranidae
Gene: get3
Product: guided entry of tail-anchored proteins factor 3, ATPase
Exons: 7
Coding region: 23-1048 (341 amino acids)
Biological process (GO): post-translational protein targeting to endoplasmic reticulum membrane
Cellular component (GO): GET complex
Molecular function (GO): ATP binding; ATP hydrolysis activity
Source: RefSeq, a predicted model, not a curated record
GUCUUCAGUGUACACAGACAAGAUGGCAGCAUCAGCGGAAGACGAGUUUGAAGAUGCGCCUGAUGUGGAGCCGUUAGAGCCAACACUGAAGAAUAUCAUCGAGCAGAAGUCUUUGAAAUGGAUAUUUGUCGGUGGGAAGGGUGGUGUUGGUAAAACGACGUGUAGUUGCAGUUUGGCUGUCCAGCUCGCUGCUGUAAGGGAGAGUGUCCUCAUCAUCUCCACCGAUCCCGCACAUAACAUCUCCGAUGCUUUUGACCAGAAGUUCUCAAAGGUGCCUACUAAGGUCAAGGGCUAUGACAACCUCUUUGCAAUGGAGAUUGACCCGAGCCUGGGUGUGGCAGAGCUGCCUGAUGAGUUCUUCGAGGAGGACAACAUGCUCAGCAUGGGUAAGAAGAUGAUGCAGGAGGCCAUGAGCGCCUUCCCUGGCAUCGACGAGGCCAUGAGCUACGCUGAGGUCAUGAGGUUAGUGAAAGGAAUGAACUUCUCAGUGGUGGUCUUUGACACUGCCCCUACCGGCCACACACUGCGACUGCUCAACUUUCCGACCAUCGUGGAGCGUGGUCUGGGCCGCCUCAUGCAGAUAAAGAACCAGAUCAGCCCUUUCAUCUCUCAGAUGUGUAACAUGCUCGGUCUGGGUGACAUGAACGCAGACCAGCUGGCCUCUAAGCUGGAGGAAACCCUGCCAGUCAUCCGCUCAGUCAGUGAGCAGUUCAAAGAUCCUGAACAAACCACCUUCAUCUGUGUGUGCAUCGCUGAGUUCCUCUCCCUGUACGAGACGGAGCGGCUGAUCCAGGAGCUGGCCAAGUGCCGCAUCGACACACACAACAUCAUCGUCAACCAACUUGUUUUCCCCGAAUCAGAGAGGCCGUGCAAAAUGUGUGAAGCCCGCCAUAAAAUUCAGUCCAAGUAUUUAGACCAGAUGGAGGACCUUUAUGAAGAUUUCCACAUAGUCAAGUUACCACUGCUGCCCCAUGAAGUUCGAGGUGCCGACAAGGUCAACACGUUCUCUAAGCAACUUCUGGAACCCUACAAACCUCCAAAUAAGUGAUCUCCCUCCCCUCCCUACAGGAGCUCCCCUCUCCCUCCUACAGACCACACCUUUACAGUCUGAACUACAGUCUGAGUCCCCCGCCCCCCCAAACAGCCUCAAACUGAUCCACUCCUCAGUCCUCAGUCCGUCAUCCAAAGCAGAGCACUGCUUCAGCAGGACACGCAGCCCUUGUUGAAGGCUAUCUGAUGAAAUCACACACCUACAUAACCUGCUUUAUUGUUACAGAGAUAGAGUAAAGAUUUGUGCUGCCCUACUCUCGGUUCACCUUCUCCUUCCUUCUGAGUAGCAGUCCUACUAUUCCUUCUCAAAGCAUUUAACU